UACGCUAAGUUCAUCAAGGGUUCGGAUUGGGUAAUCGAACGCUCAGAAAUCAUUUUCAUUCCUACGCGAGACAGUGGCGGGGCCUUCCCGUCCAAUUACCGCCUUCAGAAUAUGUCGAACGCGAUGAGCAAGCAAUCCCUACUGUCUACGGUAUCUGUGAAGGGUAAGGACGCCAACAAGAAAGGAAAAAACUUUGCCUUCGCAACCUACAACUCGCACACUGUGGUUCUGCGCAAAGUAGAGGUGCACGAUUUCAACUUGACCAAAGCCAUCAAGAGAGAAUUAAAAGAGAUGCGGUGGCUUGUUCACGAUAACAUCAACCGGUUCCUAGGCCUAUGUUUUCCGUCGACCAGCGGUGAUAUGUUCUACCAUGUCAGCGAGUUCAGUCCGAAGGGCAGUUUAAAGAGUAUCUUAGCUAACGACGACGUCAAUCUCGAUCUUAGCUUCAAGGCCUCAUUCAUCCGCGAUCUCGCCAGGGGGAUGCAGUUUCUCCACGCCUCUGAAAUCAAGAACCAUGGUGUGCUCUCCUCCAGCACGUGUUACGUAGACAGUCGAUGGGUCCUCAAGAUAUCCGGAUUCGGUCUCCUGUCCUUCAACAUUCUGAAAGAAGACGUCAUGAAACAAAAAGAUCCCGAAGUCAAAUUUUCAAAAAUGUUGUGGACUGCCCCGGAGCACCUUCGAGGGGAAAUGUUACCAUCAAAAGGGUCGCAAAAAGGGGAUGUUUAUUCGUUUGCAAUCAUCCUACAAGAGAUUGUUACACGAAGCCAUCCGUUCUAUUUAUCAGGGUAUACAUCGAGGGAGAUCAUCCGGCGAGUAAUACGCCGCGACGAACCUCCUUGCCGACCGAAGAUUAACGAAGAUGAGUUCGAGACUUCGGAUAUGGCGACGAUCUUUACUGCUAUUUAUGAGCUCAUGAAGGUGUGUUGGGAAGAACUUCCGGAGGACAGGCCUGAUUUUACGGCUAUCAGAGCCAAACUCAGGGGUUUACAGAAAGGAAGAAAAGAGCUUGAUAUCCUGGACAACAUGCUCUCCAAGAUGGAGAAAUACACGGAGAACCUGGAGAAAGUGGUUGCUGACAGGACCGGACAGCUCUUGGAGGAGAAGAAGAAGACAGAUGCGCUCCUCUUCCGAAUGCUACCAGAGGUCGUGGCUGAAGAGCUCAAAAAGGGCAACCAGUUCCCAGGGGAAUUCUUCGAUCACGUGACCGUUUAUUUCAGCGACGUGGUCGGGUUCACCGAUAUCUCUGCUCAAAGCACACCCAUGCAGGUCGUCGAUCUCCUCAACGACCUCUAUACCUGCUUCGAUGCCGUGCUCGAAAGGUUCGACGUCUACAAGGUGGAGACGAUAGGCGAUGCCUACAUGGUAGUCAGCGGCCUCCCUCGGCGGAACGGUAACAGACAUGCCGGUGAGAUUGCUUGCGUCGCUCUUGAGCUUCUCACAGGUGCCAGGCAAUUCAGGAUAAGACACAAGCCCGAUCACCAGCUACAGAUCAGGAUAGGCAUCAAUACAGGGCCUGUGGCAGCAGGGGUUGUGGGGUUGACCAUGCCAAGGUUCUGUCUCUUUGGAGACACUGUCAACACGGCAUCCAGGAUGGAAUCGAACAGCUUGCCUCAAAAGAUCCACUGCAGCUCCGACAGUGCAGCUGUCCUCAAGGAACUCGGAGGCUACGUCUUGGAAAAGCGAGGCCUCAUCACUAUCAAGGGGAAAGGCCAGAUGACGACAUAUUGGUUGUUAGGUACUGACACUACGAUCAGACCACGUUACUCCAUUGACACUGCCGUCAGCAAGAAAAUCUCAACGGACACAAUGAUAAGCCAAGACAGUCUUCUCUCCCCGUCGCACAGAAUGUCAGACGCCUACGACAUCCCCGAAGACCGCCUUAUAGAGGAGCACAUGAACAAAACAGACAACGCACCUCGCCCAUCCACGAUCGCAGAGAAGCGAGAAUCGACUUCUGCGCGUCCGUCCGUUCGAGAGCACACCGACGACCAGCUGAUGAGCGAGGCCGACUCCCGCCGGAUCAGCACGGGAAGCUGGACAGACGGUGGUCAAGAGAGCGUGCGUUUCGGCCGAUCGAUCACACCUGUGAAAGGACUACACGUACCUUCGCGUUUAGCGGACAAUAACCAAGCAGCAAUAAUGGACGAGCGCGCGGGUGAUGGUGUCCGUCCGUCGUACGUCACGGACGAUCGAGCAACCCCGCUCGGAAAGGAAAGCGGGGACGAGGGCGGUUAUGACAAUCCCGUUAUGGACCCGAGAGGAACCGUUAUAGAAGAAAAGGAAGAAUCGCAUAGUGUAACGAGCCCGCAACAUUCCCUGUCGCCUGCUCCUCCUAGUAAAAGUGUCUCGCCUUCAUCGUCGGACGGGGACAAAAAACGAAGGAAUUUACGAUCUGGUGCCCGGACAGAAAAUAACAAUUAUUUAUCUCCCGCAAAACGGAAAAACGCGAUUACACUUCAUUCAAGCGGAUCAUCAGGCAAGGCCGGUGUAUCUAAAGCGUGACCCCGUCAAUUUGGACCGAGAUGACAACGGUUUAAAGACACAACCUCACGGGAAUUCCCCAUGUGCAAUUCGUCACGGUUCGCUUACACUGGAACUAGGGGACAUCGGUCGGAGUCGAUGUGUAUGCAAAGCCCGCACGCAGCGAAACUCAUGGCCAUGGUACUCGGCGGUUCUCUCGAGAUUGCGGAGAGCGUUCAGUCAUGGUUCACGUGAAGAAUGUUUUGAUGAUGACGUUUCCUAAUGAUGUUUGUUCUCCUGCAAAUAGCGGAGAGAGUCAGAUCUGGAGUUAAUUGAACAUUUAUUCCACGUCGACUACGAAAAAUAUUGAGCGUUUUAUAUUUGAGUUCAUCAUUUUCAUCUCGAUACAAGAGAAUAACGUGAACCCAAUCAGUAGGGUCGUCACAGAUCACUAUUACACCAAUAGAUCACAAAGACUUCUGAGUUUUGCACAUUUAAUACAAUAGAUAUAUAUAUAUAAAUUGGUAUAGCUACAAGGGCAAAUGUGCGCUUGUAUGAAAGUUGUCGAGAUUUUAUGGUACCUUUAGAGUUAUAUUUUUCAUUAUGUCUCUAGAUCAGAGUAGGCCUAUCUAUUCGGUUUAAGUUAUAUCAUCGGCUUGUUUUGAACAAAAACCUAAAGUGCUACUGUGCGGAACAUCAAAGUAUAGAAUACUGUAUAUUUUUAUACAAAUUAUUAUUACUACGUGUGUGUUUACUAUGUGUGUGUGUCUUUGUCAUAUGAAUAUAUUUGCAAUACAAUGUACAAUUAUUGUAAUGCCUUGAACACGUAAAUCCGGGUGAAGUGACUGGAAGCAGUAGUAAAUAUAACAUAGUUUUUUUUUCUUGCGCGAAUAAUUAAGUACUGCGAUUUUUUGAAAACUGUACAAUAAUGUACCCCCCCCCCCCCGCCCAACAAUUACCCUCCCCUGUUACCCAUGGACUAAAUACCCUGAUCAACUACACUUUACUAUGUCAGGACUAUACAUUACUCCUUAGAAAAACGUCACCUCGGACUAAUGGACUAUUGGACCAUCGACUACCCCUUGCGACAAUUACCCCCAGGAGAACAAUCUCAUAGGACAACUACGUCACAGGACAACUACACUACAGGAUAGUUACCCCCCCCCCCCCAGGAGAACGAUCCCAUGGGACAGCUGCCCCACUGGCACAGGACAACAACCCCACCCACAUUUCAGCUACCCCAGAGGACAACAAGCUCACAUGACAACUAUCCCACUGGACAUUUACUCCACUGGACAACGACCCAAGAUGACAAAUGCCCCCAUGUGACAACUACCCUUAAGGACAACUACCACUCAGGAUAACUACUCCACUGGGUAACCACCCAAGAGGACAAACACCCCACGGACAACGACCCCACAGGACAACUACCCCAAAGGACAACUACCACUCAGGACAAUUACCCCACACGACAACUUCCCCACUGGAUAACAACCCAUGAGGACAAAUACCCCACGGGACAAGAACCCCUUAGGGAAACUAUAUUUUACUUAUAAGGGAUAACUUAUUGCUUUAGAGGGCAAGGGUUCCAUGACACAACCUCCUGCGAGAUUUUCUCAUUGGUCAAUUUCGUACACUGACCGAAUUGCUAAUUUUAUACCCUGGAAUAAACACCAAAACUAACCCUAACACUGAAACUCUAAACCUAAACCUGACGUAAACCUCCAUCGCAACAUGGACCAAACACUAUACUUACUCCUAUUAACCUAACACCGCAUUGCAACCCUUACUCUAACCCCAACCCUAAACCCAAAGCUUAACCAUAUAUCUUUGACGUAGUCAAGCCUGGAGCAAUAGUCGCUUGAGACAAUACUGGAUCCCUGCUAUCGGGUAUUUGUCAGGGAUGGUAGUCCAGAGGCUAACAUUUCAACCUUUUUAAUAAUCUCUCUAUCAAAGCGACUGCAAAAUGAACACAAAAACACGUUUAAAUAGGCUAUUUAUCUUUGGUUAGCAGCAGUUACCAUGAUUAUAAAGAAAUCAACAAAAUUAGGGGAUGUAAAUUGUAAACUGUUGUUACAAAGUUUCUCGAAGGUUUCAUGAGACAUGCAGAGAAAAAAAGAUGAUCAAAAAUAGAGUGUAAACCGUGCAAUAGGAAUCGUCACCAUUAUGCACACACUUUCUAUAAGUUUUUUUUGUUUUGAUUUCAAUAUUUUAAUUCGAUACAGAAAUAGUUAUUCAUAUAUAUUGUCAUUUAAUAUAUAGUAAUACAUUUUACAAGUUGAAGAGAAAAUGGAAGGAAGGUAAUUAAUAAAGAGAAGUUGGGUUUAUUUUGUCUGUAUCCAGGUGAGUAGCUAAAGGAGAGUGUGGUGGAGUUACACCCGAAUCAAAAUUUUGAGUUUCAG
Messenger RNA from Strongylocentrotus purpuratus (purple sea urchin), 4862 nucleotides. Its product is annotated as atrial natriuretic peptide receptor 1-like. The record is from RefSeq and is a predicted model, not a curated record. The transcript is spliced from 12 exons. Gene Ontology annotation, molecular function: peptide hormone binding; protein kinase activity; ATP binding. Gene Ontology annotation, biological process: intracellular signal transduction; cGMP biosynthetic process; protein phosphorylation. The coding region runs from base 112 to 2502 and encodes 796 amino acids. Lineage: Eukaryota; Metazoa; Echinodermata; Echinoidea; Camarodonta; Strongylocentrotidae.